Trichosurus vulpecula (common brushtail) is the source of this 6626-nucleotide messenger RNA. RefSeq names its product zinc finger protein 91-like. Bases 98 to 5452 code for a protein of 1784 amino acids. The record is from RefSeq and is a predicted model, not a curated record. The transcript has 10 exons. NCBI's taxonomy places the organism in Eukaryota, Metazoa, Chordata, Mammalia, Diprotodontia, Phalangeridae. Gene Ontology annotation, molecular function: DNA-binding transcription repressor activity, RNA polymerase II-specific. Gene Ontology annotation, biological process: regulation of immune system process; regulation of cytokine production; negative regulation of transcription by RNA polymerase II.
GCUAGAAAGAAGCAGCAGGAGCUUUGGGAGGCGAUCCCUGUGACAUCACGGGCCGGCGGGUGUGGUUGUGUGCCUGCGUGAGGCCGUGUCUGGUCUCAUGUCUCUGCAUCUCCUUCUUCCCCAUGACGGAAGCCCAGAGGAGGAUGGCUGGUCCCCCGGGGUCUCCUUGGCCCUAGACCAGGAAGCAGUGUCCUUCAGGGAUGUGGCCGUGGACUUUACCGAGGAGGAAUGGGGGUGCCUGAGCCCUGCUCAGUGGCAGCUCUACAAGGAUGUGAUGCUGGAGAACUUCCGGAAUCUGGUGUCCCUGGGGCUAAUAGAGGACAAACCAGACCUGGUCUCCCGGCUGGAACAAGGGGAAGAGCCAUCAGCCUCGGCUCUGCAGGGAGAGGUCCCAAGGAGCCCCUGUCCCUGGGAAGCAGACGCUUCUGCCAGGUGUCUAGGAGCCAAUGGAAGCCACAGCCUGGCUGGGCCCUCAGCAUUGGAUUCUAGACUUGAGAACCAGCAGGAGUCACUUGGAAGACCAGAAGGAGGAGGAUCACUAGUAACAUUUGUGGACAGCCCUAGGAGGCAUAUUGUUCCCCAGGUCCCCACCUUUAUUGAAAGUCCUUACCAGGAGGUCAUGUUAUGGAAACAAAUGGGAACCCUUGCAGGGGAGACUCCAAGCAAGUUGACUGUCCUGGUGCCCACUAAGCAGGGAAGCCAUGAAUGUGCUGGCUUGGGAAGAAGCUUUAGUCAGAGCAUGCCCAAGCACCCAGGAUUGAGGGCUCAUGAUGAACGUGGGAAUCUCCUCCAUAAUCAGCAGAACAGAAACAAACUCUAUGAUCUGGAAGAAGGUAGACAGAAUUCUGGCAAGCGUUCACCUUUUAUUCAAAAUCAGAGAUCUCAUGGUGAAGAGAAACCUUAUAAAUGCACAGAAUAUGGCAGGGCUUUCAGCAAUCAUUCAGACAUUAUAAAUCAUGAGAGAACUCAAGAGGGAGAAAAACCUUAUAAGUGUAGUCAUUGUGGAAAGGCCUUUAGGUGGAGCUCCGGUCUUACUAAACACCAGAAAACCCACACUUGUGAGAAAGCCUGUGAUUAUACAGAGUUUGGGGAGGCCUUCAACCAGAACUCAGAUAUUACUAAAAAUUACCAGCUUCAGAGUGGAAAGAAGCCCUACAAGUGUAAGGAAUGUGGGAUGGCCUUCACUUGGCGCUCAUACCUAAUGGAACAUCAGAGAACUCACACUGGUGAGAAACCUUAUGAAUGUAAGGAAUGUGGGAAGGCUUUUAGUCAGAGCUCCAGUCUUACUAAACAUCAGAGAAUUCACACUGGAGAGAAACCAUAUAAAUGUAAGGAAUGUGGAAAUGCCUUCAGGCAGAACUCACAUCUUAUUCGACACCAGAGAAUUCACACUGGAGAGAAACCUUAUGAAUGCAAAGAAUGUGGGAAGGCAUUCAGCCAGAGAUCAGACAUUAUUAAACAUGAAAGAAUUCAUAGUGGAAAUAAACCAUAUGAGUGUAAGGAAUGUGGGGCCGCCUUCAGUUGGCGCUCAUACCUCAUUGAACAUCAGAGAACUCACACUGUUGAGAAACCUUAUGAAUGUAAGGAAUGUGGGAAGGCCUUUAGCCAGAAUUCAUCCCUUAUUCAACAUCAGAGAAUCCACACUGGAGAAAAACCUUAUGAAUGUAAUGAAUGUGGGAAAGCCUUUAAACAGAGGUCAUCCCUUAUUCAACAUUAUAGAAUUCAUACUGGAGAGAAACCUUUUGAAUGUAAAGAAUGUGGGGCAGUCUUCAGUGGGCAUUCGGGUCUUAUUCACCACCAGAGAAUUCACACUGGUGAGAAACCUUAUGAAUGUAAGGAAUGUGGAAAAGCCUUUAGGCAAAGCUCAGCUCUUAUUCAUCAUCAGAUAACUCACACUGGAGAGAAACCUUACAAAUGUAAAGAAUGUGGGAAGGCAUUCCGCAGGAACACUGUUCUUACUGAACACCAGAGAAUUCACACUGGAGAGAUACCUUAUGAAUGUAAGGAAUGUGGCAAGGCAUUCAUCCAAAGGUCAGCUCUUAAUCAACAUCAAAGACUUCAUACUGGAGAGAAACUCUAUAAAUGUAAAGAAUGUGGGAAGGCCUUCAGCUGCAAUUCAUCCCUUACUCAACAUCAGAGAGUUCACACCAAAGAAAAACCUUAUCAGUGUAAGGAAUGUGGGAAGGCCUUCAACUGGAGCUCAUCUCUUACUCAACACCAGAGAAUUCACACUGGAGAAAAACCUUAUCAGUGUAAGGAAUGUGGGAAGGCCUUCACCAACCGGGCCUCCCUUAUUAAACAUGAAAGAACUCAUAGUGGAGAGAAACCCUAUGAAUGUGAGGAAUGUGGGACAGCCUUCAUUCAGAGAUCAAACCUUACUAAACAUCAGAGAAUUCACACUGGGGAAAAGCCAUAUCAAUGUAAGGAAUGUGGGAAGGCCUUCACCAACCAGUCCUCCCUUAUUAAGCAUGAAAGAAUUCAUAGUGGAGAGAAACCAUAUCAAUGUAAGGAAUGUGGGAAGGCCUUCAACUGGAGCUCAUCUCUCACUGAACAUAUUAGAAUUCACACUGGAGAAGAACCAUAUAAAUGUCUAGAAUGCGGCAAAGCCUUCAGAAAAAGCUCCUUAUUUACUCAGCAUCAUAGAAUUCACACUGGAGAGAAGCCUUAUACUUGUAAAGAAUGUGGCAAAGCCUUCAGGCAGAUGUCAUCCCUGACUCGACACCAGAGAAUUCACACCGAAGAGAAGCCGUAUGAAUGUAAGGAAUGUGGAAAGGCCUUCAGCAAUAGCUCCAAUCUUACCAAACAUCAGAGAAUGCAUAGUGGAGAGAAGCCUUAUAAAUGCAAAGAAUGUGGAAAGGCGUUCACUCAGGCCUCAAAUCUCACUCGACACCAAAGGAGUCACACUGGGGAGAAACUUUAUGAGUGUAAGGAAUGUGGGAAGAGUUUCAAACGAAGUUCACACCUUAUUCAACAUCAGAGAAUUCAUAGUGGAGAAAAGUCUUAUAAAUGCAAUGAAUGUGGGACAGCCUUUAGCCAGAACUCACAUCUUAUUAGACAUCAGAGAAUUCACACUGGAGAGAAACCUUAUCAUUGUAAAGAAUGUGGGAAGGCCUUCAGCAGGAGCUCACAUCUUAUUCAACACCAGAGAAUUCACACUGGGGAGAAACCUUAUGAAUGUAAGGAAUGUGGAAAGGCUUUCAGUCGGAGCUCAGCCCUUACUCAACAUCAGAGACUUCACAGUGGUGAGAAACCUUAUAAAUGUAAAGAAUGUGGGAAGGCCUUUAGCUGGAGCUCAGCCCUUACUAAUCAUCAAAGAAUUCACACUGGAGAAAAACCUUAUAAAUGUAAGGAAUGUGGGAAGGCCUUCAGCUUUAGUUCACUCCUUACUAAACAUCAUCGAAUUCAUACUGGAGAGAAACCCUAUGAAUGUAAGGAAUGUGGGAAGGCCUUCAGCCAGAGCUCAGCCCUCAUUAAGCAUGAAAGAAUUCAUAGUGGAGAGAAACCCUAUGAAUGUAAGGAAUGUGGUACAUCUUUUAGUUGGAGCUCAGCCCUUAUUCAACAUUAUAGAAUUCAUACUGGUGAGAAACCUUAUGUAUGCAAGCAGUGUGGGAAGGCCUUCAGCCAAAGUUCAGCCCUUAUUAAACAUAAAAGAAUUCACACGGGAGAAAAACCUUAUAAAUGUGAGGAAUGUGGGAAGGCCUUCAGACACAACUCAGUUCUUAUUCAACAUCAGAACAUUCACUCUGGAGAGAAACCUUAUCAGUGUAAGGAAUGUGGGACAGCCUUCAGCCAGAAGUCAUACCUUACUAAACAUCAGAGUAUUCAUACUGGAGAGAAACCUUAUCAGUGUAAGGAAUGUGGGGCAGCCUUUAGGCAAAGGUCAUAUCUUACUAAACACCAGAGAAUUCACACUGGAGAGAAACCUUAUUCAUGUAAGGAAUGUGGGACAGCCUUUAGCCAAAAGUCAUACCUUACUAAACAUCAAAAAAUUCAUACUGGAGAGAGACCUUAUCCGUGUAAAGAAUGUGGAGCAGCUUUUAGGCAGAAGUCACACCUCAAACAGCAUCAGAGAAUUCAUGCUGGAGAGAAGCCUUACCCAUGUAAAGAAUGUGGGACUGCCUUCAGCCAGCGGUCAUACCUUACUAAACACCAGAGAAUUCACACUGGAGAGAAGCCUUAUUCAUGUAAUGAAUGUGGGAUAGCCUUCAGCCAGAGGUCAUACCUUACUAAACACCAGAGAAUUCACACUGGAGAAAGACCUUAUCAAUGUGAGGAAUGUGGGGCAGCAUUUAGGCAGAGGUCACACCUCAUUCAUCAUCAGAGAAUCCAUACUGGAGAGAAGCCUUAUAAAUGUAGGGAAUGUGGGAAGGCCUUUAGGCAGAACUCAGUCCUUGUCCAACACCAGAGCAUUCAUGCUGAAGAGAAACCUUAUCAAUGUAAGGGAUGUGGGAAGGCUUUCAAUUGCAAAUCACACCUGACUCGACACCAGAAAAUCCAUACUGGAGAGAAACCUUAUGAAUGUACUAGAUGUGGGAAAGCCUUUAGUCGGAGCCUAACCCUCAUUGCACAUCAGAACAUUCACACAGGAGAGAAGCCUUAUAAAUGUCAGGAGUGUGGGAAGGCCUUCAGGCACAACUCAGGCCUCACUCAACACCAGGGAGUUCAUACUGAAGAGAAAUCAUACCAAUGUAAGGACUGUGGGACUAUCUUCAGCCAGAAGUCAUACCUUGCUAUACACCAGAGGAUUCACACUGGAGAGAAACCUUAUCAAUGUAAGGAAUGUGGGACAGCAUUUAGGCAGAGGUCACAUCUCAUUCAACACCAGAGAAUUCACACUGGAGAGAAACCUUAUCAAUGCAGGGAAUGUGGGAAGGCCUUCAGGCAGAACUCUGUCUUUAUUCAACACCGAAAAGUUCACACUGAAGAGAAACCUUAUCAAUGCAAAGAAUGUGGGAAGUCCUUCAGGCAGAACUCAGUCCUUAUUCAACACCAGAGAAUUCAUACUGAAGAAAAACCUUUUCAAUGCAAGGAAUGUGGGAAGGUCUUCAGGCAGUACUCAGUCCUUGUUCACCAUCAGAGAAUUCAUACUGGAGAAAAGCCUUAUGAGUGUAUCCGAUGUGGGAAGGCCUUCAUCAGGAGAUCAGACCUUAUUUCACAUCAGCUAAUUCACACUGGAGAAAAACCAUAUAAAUGUAGAGAAUGUGGGAAAGCCUUCAGGCAGAAUUCAGUCCUUAUUCAACAUCAAAGAAUUCACACAGGUGAAAAACCUUAUCACUGUAAAGAAUGUGGGACAGCAUUUAGGAAGAGGUCAUACCUCAUUCAACAUCAGAGAAUUCAUACUGGAGAGAAACCGUAUAAAUGUAAGGAAUGUGACAAGGUUUUUAGCAACUGUUCAGCCCUUUAUAACCAUGAAAAAAUUCAUAAAGGAGUGAAAUCCUAUGAAUGUAAGUAACAUGAAAGAGUAUUUGAUAUAUUGCAGCCCUUAAUCAUAAAAAAACUCUUGCUGGAGACCCUAUGGAUGUGAAGUAUAUGGAAAAUCCUUCAGGACUCAAAUCUUCCACAUCAGAGAAUUCACACUAGAGAAAACCAUGGAUGACAUGAAUGUGUAAAGGCCUUCAGGCAGAGGAUUCUUGUUCUGGGAAAGUCUUCAGUGUCCCAAAGACCAAAGGGAAGGUCCCAUUGAGCAUCACCAAACUCUAAGAAUACAAUGACUAGAAAAGUCUCUGGUCAGAGGUCUACCCUGUUUUAUCAUCAGUGAACUCAUCGUGGAGAGAAUUUCUACAAGUGUAAAAAAUGUGGGGAAAAUGUGAGUGGUCAUGUCUAAACCCUGUUCUUCAUGACCUCAGAACAGCAAGGAAUACUGCAGUAAAAGAAAAGAAAAAUAAAGAAGAGGAAAAAGGAAGAAACAUUCAUAAUGAGAACCUGAGAUACUGGCAAAGAGACUGAAGAAAUGAGUAAAAAAGAGCUCGAUGGCAUGGCCUAAAAUGAUAACUCCAGAAGAAUCAAUUAAUCAGUAUUCAUUAAUUGUUUACUGUGGGCCAGGCACAGUGCUAGGAGCUGGAGAUAUAAACACUGCCAUCAAGGUGGUUACAUUCUAGCCAGGGGCAGUGCAGGGGGGAAGACAAUACAUACAGCACAUAAGUAUGCAAACUACAUACAAAAUAACCACAGGGUGAUGGGAGUGGGACUGGGGCAGACAGAGCACCCAUAGCUGGGGAGAUCAGGAAAGGCUUCCCUUAGUAGGUAGGAUCUGAUCUGAGUCUUGAGUGAAACAGGAAUUCUAAGAGGCAGAAGUGAGUCAGGAGGAGGGCAUUCCAGGUAUAUGGCACAGCCAAUGCAAAGGUUUAGAGACAGGAAAUGGAGAAGAAUACAUCUCAGUAACAACAGCUGGACCCCAUGAAGUGAGUAUCAAACUACCACAAGAGCCCCAGAGUGAUUGAGCUUAUUUCCAAAAUUAAAGAAGGAGAUUAGAGCUCUUUAAAAAGACUUUGAAAAGAUAAACUGAUUUAGCUGUUUGGAACAGAAGGUGGAAAAUCUUAAAGCAAUGGGUACUCUGAAAAGACAAUGUGAAGAGCCUUCAGGGACAAUGAUAACAGUCAAUCAGCAAGCACUUAUUAAACACUAUG